CCGCAAUGGGACGCACAACGCCGUCGUCUGUCUGGGCCAAUGGAGAGACAGCGCCAAACAGGCGAUUAGUUUCAAUCUGCUGUCCGAUGCGAUUGCGGCGGCGACCCACAUCGAAGAGAACCUGCAAGGCCUGGAGCCCGAGAAGCUCAUCGAGGGCCUGACGUUCCGCAGCGUGGACCGGGCGAUCCUGCUUGGCCUCCUGGAACGCUUAACCGCGACGAAGGAACACGUGGAUGCCGAGUCCCUUCGUGAGAUCGUCACGCGUCGGCAGGAGGGACAUUGGAUCGCCUCGCUCUCGGUGCCCGAACAGCAGCGCAAGGCGCGGUUUGCCGCGUACGAGGCCGUCGCGGUCGCGGCCGAGUUCUUUGACCUGAAGAAUCGUCAUUCGGAGGGAUUUGACGGCGACACGGCGGCGGAAAUCUACAAGCUCUACACCAGCGAGUUGUACCGCUUCGACCAACUCUACCGGCACUUCUGCGUCAACGCCGACGUAGCGGAUUCCUAUGGGUGGGACAUCCUCAAGCCGCUCCGCCAGGAGAUGGAGGCGGCUUACAAGAACUGGUUCUUGGUGCAGCUCGCACUCAAGUGGGCCAAGUUCCUCGGAGGAGGACUACUGGAAAGAUGGCAGAUCCCCGGCGUUCCUAAUCAGUACGAGUUUUACGAGAGGAACGUGGCGACGCGUCAGAACGAAGCCGAGAACCGCCGCUCGUUCGUCGUGAUCAGCGACGCGUUCCGCUACGAAUCCGCGACCGAGCUAACCAAGACUCUCAACGGCGAGUACCGGUUCCAGGCCGAACUUGAGUCGCAGCUGUGCGUCUUGCCGUCGUACACGGCGCUAGGCAUGGCGAGCCUGCUGCCGCAUCGGCAGCUAGAGUACACCGAGAAGGGCGACGUGCUGGCGGACGGGGUUUCGACGUCCGGGUCGGAGAACCGCGCGUCUAUCCUGUCGAAGGUAGACGGGAUUGUAGUUCAAGCGGACGACUUGCUGGCCCUCAGGAAGGAAGAGGGCCGAGAGCUGAUCGAGGGGAGCAAGGUGGUGUACGUCUACCACAACGAGAUCGACACGCGCGGCGAGAAUGCGGCGACGGAGGGCGACACCUUUCACGCCACCCAUCAGGCGAUCCGAGAGUUGGCCGACAUCGUGCGGCACAUCGUGAACAACCUGAACGGGAACUACGUGGUGGUGACGGCCGACCACGGGUAUCUCUUCUCCGAAUCCGCACCCGGCGAGACCGACAAAAGCAAGCUCGCUGACAAGCCGGCUGGGACGGUGAAGGCCAAGAAGCGUUAUCUCAUUGGCUACAACUUACCUUUGUACGACGACGCAUGGCGGGGGACGACGGAGGCGACAGCCAAAUGCGCUGGCGGCAUGGAGUUCUGGGUUCCGAAGGGAGCCAAUCGCUUUCACUUCACCGGCGGCGCCCGGUUCAUCCACGGGGGCGCGAUGCCGCAGGAGGUGGUGGUGCCAGUCGUCACCGUCCGUCAGUCGAAGAGCCGGAAGGAGCUAGAGAAAACGCGUACGAAGAGCGUCUCGUUCUCGGUGCUGGGCGGCAAUCACAAGGUUACGACCCACUCGCACCGCUUCAAGCUGGUCCAAAUGGAGCCGGUGAGCGACCGCGCCAAGCCAUUGACGGUGAAAAUCGCCCUCUACGACCGCGACGAACCGAUUUCGAGCAUCGAGACCGUUACGUUCGCGAGCACCUCAGCUAACCUAGACGACCGCCAGCAGGCCGUGAUGCUGACGCUGAAAGAUCAGGCAUUCGACAAGAACAAGCGGUACCGGCUCGUGGCGAAGGACGCCGCUACGGAUUUCGAGCUCCAAAGCCAAGACAUCGACACCGGCCUCGACGAACUGCUCAAUCGCCACUUUGGCGGCAGGGUGGUGCGCAAGGAUCUGACCAAGCUGGUCAAGGAAGGGGCCAACGUCCCAGUCUACGUGCUGGAAUAUUUGCUGGGGAACUACUGCGCGUCAGACGAUCCGGCGGUCAUCGAGGAAGGGCUCGGCACAGUCAAGAGAAUCCUGGCGGACAACUAUGUCCGCCCCGAUGAAGCGGAGAAGGUAAAGUCCACGAUCCGUGAGCGGGGCAGGCUGAAGAUCAUCGACAAGGUGACGGUGACGCUCAACGAGAAACGAGACACUUACGAAGCGGUGUUGUCGAAUCUCGGCACCAAGGGCGUGGAGAUCCCCACCGGCACGGUCAAACAGUACGAGAAGCUGUUGGCGGGCGGCAUCUGGUCCAUCAUGACCAUGCAGUACUUCUACGAGGAGGGGCAGAAGGGCUCGCCGUUCAUAAUCGAGGAUCUCAAGCCGAUUCAGAUGGCGAACAUGGACAUGGACGAGCUAUUCGCGGGACGGCGUUUCUUCUCAGAAGAGCAGUGGAUCGAUGCGCUGCUGCGGUCGUGCGGGUACGAGCCGACUCAAUUCGAACCGCGCGUGAAGAUGCACCUGCUCUGCCGGAUGGUUCCACUCGUCGAGAACAACUACAACGUCUGCGAGUUGGGCCCACGCGGCACCGGCAAGAGCCACAUCUACAAGGAAAUCAGUCCAAACAGCAUUCUCGUCUCUGGCGGACAGACGACCGUCGCCAACCUUUUCUACAAUCUUGCGCGGCGGCAAGUCGGCCUGGUGGGACUGUGGGACGUCGUCGCCUUCGACGAAGUCGCGGGAAUUUCCUUCAAGGACAAAGACGGUGUCCAAAUCAUGAAGGACUACAUGGCGAGUGGCUCCUUCGCACGCGGUCGAGAUUCGAUCAAUGCCUACGCGUCGAUGGUGUUCGUCGGCAACAUUAACCAACCAGUAGACACCCUGGUAAAAACUAGCCACCUGCUUGCGCCGUUCCCGGAGACGAUGAUUGACUCCGCGUUUUUUGAUCGCUUUCACGCCUACAUCCCGGGGUGGGAGAUCCCGAAGAUGCGGCCGGAGUUCUUUACGAACCAGUACGGCAUGAUCGUUGACUACUUCGCCGAGUGGGUCCGCGAGAUGCGGAAGCGCAACUUCGGCGACGCGGUUAGCAAGUACUUCAAACUAGGGCGAGAUCUGAACCAGCGCGACACGAUCGCGGUCCGCCAUACGGUCUCGGGGCUGCUGAAGCUGCUUUACCCAAACGAGGAAUACGAUAAAGAGGCGGUGCGACGGUGUCUUGAGUACGCGCUUGAAGUGCGCCGCCGGGUGAAAGAACAGCUGAAGAAAAUCGGGGGCAUGGAGUUCUACGAUGUGCACUUUAGCUACAUCGACCUGGAGACGUCCGAGGAGAAAUUCAUCAGCGUUGCCGAGCAAGGCGGAGGGACGUUAAUCCCUGACGGGCCUCUCAACCCGGGUGUUCUUCACACCGUAUCGACCGGCGGAGCCGACUCGCACCUCGGAUUGUACCGACUGGAGACGCAAGUGACCGCGGGCAACGGCUCGCUCAAGAUGUCGGGUCUCGGCUCCAAUCAGAACGCGAAGGAAGCGAUCAAAGUAGGAUUCGACUUCUUUAAGGCAAACGCCAGCAGUGUCAGUGCCUCGGUCAAAGUUUCCGACCACGACUACCAUCUGCAGGUUGUCGAGCUCCACAACACGGGGCCGACAUCGGCGCUCACGCUGACGACCUUCAUCGCACUUUGCUCGGCAGUUCUAGGAAAGCCGCUGCAGAGCCAGCUCGUUGUAUUGGGAAGCAUGAGCCUCGGCGGGAACGUCAUCCCUGUCGAGAACCUAGCAGAAUCGUUGCAAGUGGCUCACGACGCUGGCGCUAAGCGACUGCUGCUUCCGAUGGCCAGUGUGGGUGACAUUCCCACCAUCCCGGGCGAGCUCUUUGCUAAGUUUCAAACGGGCUUUUACUCCGAUCCUCGUGACGCCGCCUUCAAGGCGGUGGGAGUAGAAUGA
This is a messenger RNA of Symbiodinium sp. CCMP2456, 3862 nucleotides long. The record is from the annotation of a GenBank genome assembly. NCBI's taxonomy places the organism in Eukaryota, Dinophyceae, Suessiales, Symbiodiniaceae.